Exophiala dermatitidis NIH/UT8656 is the source of this 1051-nucleotide messenger RNA. RefSeq lists its product as uncharacterized. Bases 78 to 893 code for a protein of 271 amino acids. The record is from RefSeq and is a predicted model, not a curated record. NCBI's taxonomy places the organism in Eukaryota, Fungi, Ascomycota, Eurotiomycetes, Chaetothyriales, Herpotrichiellaceae. The transcript is spliced from 3 exons.
GGAAAGCAAACUGCUGUGAAUCCAAACCGUUUGUGUAUUGCAACGUUCCUUGCCCCUCUCUGAAAUAUUUUGCCAAUAUGGCGGAGGGCACGGGGUCGGAGGAGAAACUAUGGCAAAGUUUCUUCGAUCAGCACCAGUCACUCGUGUCACUACUCGAUACACAUGCUUCUCUGCUGGCGGAGAUGCGCAAGCACUGCGCCGAUAGUGCCGCCGUUAAACUGGUCGAAACCCGACUCGUAACUACCGAGAACUUGAUUGCGACUUUUCGAGAAUCUACAGAAUCUCUGAGAGAAGUCUCGAAACAGCAAGAAGCCGUGCCCAAGAAGGCAGACAACUUCAAUCCAACAAUGCCUUACCCCGUGCCUGCGCCCCAGCCGCAUAUACCAACUGAGCCUAUAGUAGAUCCAAGCGGUCUCUUCACGGUUGACACGAAUCCCACUCCGCUCGACCAGUUAUUCCAGAACAAAUCGAACCCCACCAGCGCAAACAAAGCAAAAAAGCAGGGCAAGAAGAGGAAAGCCAGCGACUCGGGACAUGGCCCUACCGCGGGCGACGGCGGGUCUGAAAAUACCCCAGAAUCCAAGAAACUGAGAUCGAGCGCGGGACAAGAGCAUCAAGAGGCUGCGGGAGAGGAUGAUUCGUUUGUGCGGGGCGUAGAAGAGCGAGCUCGCGCGAAAGAGGAACGUAGAAAGGCUCGGGCGGACAAGAAGAGAAAGCGACAGAGCGAUGGUUCGACGAACAGCUCGAGUAAAGGUCCGAAGAACAAGAAGCAGAAGCAGAGGCACAUGGAGAAGCUCGCAGCAAAUGGUGACGGACCGGCUCCAGGAGGCAAGCGAGCCAACGAAACACAAAAUAGCCACCCAAGCAAAAAGCGCAAGAAGACUAAAAGAUAGAGCUACAUAGCGCUCCAAUCGAAAUAAUGGUCCUUCGUGUCGAAUCGUGUGUAAUCAAUUUGUUGACUCGCCUUCACCUCGCCUUCACUGGAUCCUCACUUCGAGAUUGAACAAGACAAGCUAGGUUGUCUGAUGUGCUGCAACCUCGUGCUGUGUCA